Molecule: messenger RNA, 654 nt
Organism: Phytophthora nicotianae INRA-310
Lineage: Eukaryota; Oomycota; Peronosporomycetes; Peronosporales; Peronosporaceae
Exons: 1
Coding region: 1-654 (217 amino acids)
Cellular component (GO): membrane; cytoplasm
Source: RefSeq, a predicted model, not a curated record
AUGCGGCGUCUGGGUCUACUGUACGAUGGCUGGUUGCGUCGGUCGCCCAUGGUAACCAAGAGCGUCACUUCGGCAGUGCUCUUUGGACUAGGAGACCGAGUUGCGCAGAGGAUGGAGAAGUCUGGCAAACAGGAGGACGAUGAUCCACGUGGCGAGGAAAGCGGAGACGACGGAGCAAUCGUAAGUGAAAGCACAGCUCGAACCAUGCGAAUGAUGAUCUGGGGGAGUGUUCUCUUCACUCCCGUUGCACACACGUGGAUAAACUUCAUUGAACGCACGGUCGGCAGUCAAGGGAAGGUCGUGGUUUUCAAGAAGAUGCUGCUGGACGCGCUUGUUUUCGCUCCAAGCAUCAACACGCUCUUCUUCACGUCGACGCAGAUGAUGCAGGGGAAAUCGAUUGGCCACGGUGUGGAUUUUGCAGCAGACCGAUUGCCACAGACGCUCAAAGCGAACUACAUGAUCUGGCCGGUUGCGAAUAUCAUUAACUACAGCUACGUGCCGCUGCAGUACCGCAUCUUGUUCAUUAACUGCGUCAACCUCGUCUGGACAACAGUACUCUCAACCAUUUCAAGCCGACCUGCAGCCGCUACUGUGAAGGAGAAGGGAGAGGUGAAGACUGUUAUGCCUUCAGGAGAGGAAGCGAUAGAGUGCUGA